GCGUCGCACCGCCGCCAUGGGGGAUAACCGCGGCUCCGCGACGCGCGUGUUCGUCGGCGGCUUAGCGUGGGCCGUGGACAGCGCGAGGCUCGGGCAGCGCUUCACCGAAUUCGGCCCCGUGGAGUUCAGCAAGGUCGUGUACGAGAGCGGAGGCCAGCGACGAAGCCGAGGAUUCGGGUUCGUGAAGUUCGCGACGACGGAGGCGAGAGAUCGCGCGGUGAAGGACGGCGACGGCAUGGAGUUCGACGGGAGGAGGGUGAACGUCAAGGUCGCGGACGACAUCGACGGAUCAGACCAUCAGAGACCGCCGCCGCCGCGCGGCGGGGACGAUCGCGGCGCCGCGCCUCCGCCUCGGUAUCCGCCUCCUCCCGAGCGAACGAUCCCGCCGGGCCCUCCCGAGCGCGCCAUGGACUACCGCGGCGGCGAGCGACGACGCGACGACUGGGGCGCCCCGCCGCCGCGGCGGGCGUCCUACGACGAACCGCCUCCGAGGGAGCCGCACUACGGAAGGGGGGACGACCCGCGCGGGUACGACGCGCCCCCGCGCCGCGAGCCGUCGUCGUCGUACGAUCGGUACGAACGAUACGACGAUCGACGCGCGUUUUCGCGUCCUCCGUCGCGAGACCGAGACGAGCAGCGCGGAGAGCGCGGAGAGCGCGGAGGCGACCGACGCGACUGGCCGCGCGACGCGUACGACGACAGACGAGGACCGGAGAGACCGCCGCCGCCGGCGGGGUACGACCGCGCGUACGACCGGGACCGGCCGCCGCCGAGGGGGGCGCCGCCGCGGUCGCCGCCGAGGGGGCCGCCGCCGCGGUCGCCGCCGAGGCGCGCCGCGCCGACGCCGUACGAUCGCCCAUGGUGAUAUGAAUGAUAAUGAUACAUUACAUGA
Micromonas pusilla CCMP1545 is the source of this 892-nucleotide messenger RNA. RefSeq lists its product as uncharacterized. The transcript has 2 exons. Gene Ontology annotation, molecular function: RNA binding. The coding region runs from base 17 to 865 and encodes 282 amino acids. The record is from RefSeq and is a predicted model, not a curated record. Lineage: Eukaryota; Viridiplantae; Chlorophyta; Mamiellophyceae; Mamiellales; Mamiellaceae.